Amoebophrya sp. A25 is the source of this 3769-nucleotide messenger RNA. The record is from the annotation of a GenBank genome assembly. NCBI's taxonomy places the organism in Eukaryota, Dinophyceae, Syndiniales, Amoebophryaceae.
AGCAUUAUCAGGGGCACACACAUGACAUGCUCCAACAUCUUUAUGUGAGAGAAUCCUCCUCCGCCACCUGCUUAUGAUGUCUUGUUUCAGGCAGCGCAUUGGGAGUUUCAGUUUUCUCUUCUCCUACGCUUCUUCAAUAUAAUUGACUUGACAAGUCUGGCAUCAUCUUCUAUUAAAUGUCGAUAUUCACUGAAUUUUGUUGGUCUUUCUUUUCUUAAAUCAUCUACUCAUCAUUAUCUGAUUAUCAUAUGAUAAGUAAGUUAGUAACUGAAAGAACUCUACUUUCCUUCCAGCUUGGUUGUAUUCUAGCUUCGUCUAGUAGAAAGUAUGAUCUUUUGUUUGUCAUGUCCCACAAAAUGUUGACGAAGGUCCAUUUGGCGGUGUUCACCUCCACUUUUGUGGCUUCUGUGACUUCGGCUCCUGUGCAGCAUGACACUUCGUGGACCCAGGUAAACUACGAUGGCACGUUUGAUGAUUAUCAUCAUUUCGAGGAUAAGGGUGAACAGCAGGAGCCUGAAGAGAUGCAUCAUACUCAGCCUUCGUUUUUAGAAAAACAACGUUGCAAUUGUGACGAUGGAGGCGAAGAGGGAUGCUGUGCUGGUGGAGGCCAGCAACAACAGCAGCAAGGUGGUGGAGGCCGUCGCACUCCUGCUACCGUUGCCAAUGCCGCCGUUGGCAAUUACAACUUGCUCAUUCACUUGACUCAACGGGGCUUGAAUCCUGCGAAUGAAGCUAGGCCAAUUAGGGCUACUAUUUAAAAUGCAUCUACUUCCCUCACAGCUUCUUGGUCCUCCCGUUUUUCAGCAGGGAACAAGCAGGAACCACCAGAAUGCUCAACAAGUAGAUGCAUUUUUUAUGUAAAAAGUUCUAAGCCACACUACAUUCAUCAAAACUGCUUCAACCAAUACGGCAUGGCGGAUCAGCAGAAGUGUGUCACCAACAGCGGCACAUUGAUCCAAGACUACAAUUACGGCUUCAACAUAUAGUUGUACAUCUUCACAGAUAGUACACCUAUGCAUAAUGUUGGUCCAUCUUGUUCAGAUAGAAGUACAUACCUAUCUUCAAUCUUGGAAAUAUAGCUCCUGUCCUUCAAAACAAGGGAGAGAAAGAAGCAUCAGGAUGCAUCUUCACUGUAGUCCUCCAAAAGGGAGAGAAACUACAACAUCGUCUUGGAAGAGCUGCGGUCUCAUAUUUUUCACUUAUAUUUAAUAUAAGUUGGAGUUGGAAGAAGCAUCAAGAUCAAGAGUAUCUCAAGAUAACUUAUUAAGGUGAAGAGAAGGGUUGUGAGAUGGGGGUUGUUAGAGUCUAAUACAUUGCCCGCACUGGUGGAAGUGCUCCGAUCGUUAUCCUAGGGGUCCAGGAGUGGUCGAUGGCUGCUGUUCCAGCGUUCCAAGCUGGUCUAGUUACGGCCAUACCGUCAACACGGAUCUUUCACAGCAUCAUCUUUUAGCUGCCGUUUUUCUUCUAUAAAACAACCGGUUAGUUUUUACCUCUAGAGAUCUAGCCCUUUCAACAAUACUAUAUGAAAAAUUCUAAUAACGCAGUACUUAGAUGAGACGUUCAAAAUUAGUAGUAGUACUUAGAUGAGACGUUCAAAAUUAGAAAGAUAUUACGCAGCUUCUAAUAAAAGGUACUUAUGUAAGACGUUCAAGCUAAAUAAAGAUAGGACGUUCUCGGUGCCUCUAAUCUAGGGAGCAAUUGGCGUAUGUUGGAUCACUUGGGACCUUGUGCGAUUUGGUAUGAUGCCCAAAUGGUACAAGGUCAACCGGUUGCAGCUGGUACGCGGCAUCUCUUGAUGCCACACAGGCAGCCGCGCGGGCAGCAGGGUGAGGACCCGGAUGGACUACGCGGCUUGGUCGCUGGGUACAACUGACUUUUUUUUAAUCGAAAAGUGUGUAGGAAAAAUAUCCGAGAGCAGCAGCUGAUGUUUGGAAGUUUGGCUACUCUCCGUCUCCUCUCGGUUAAUAUUCUCACCAGAGACCACUUGGAUCACAUGUGAAUGACUUCUAAGGUCGACUCGCAGAAUUCAACAUUCAUCAUGCGCCAGAUAUUUCCCGCAGCAGCAGCUGAUGUUUGGGAGUUUGUGGUGUGCACAUAUGGAUGCCAACACUAAGCAGUGCAUCCAAGCUGCGUCUGAUCUUACGGUUCAAAAAUUUUUUUAAGAAAUAUAGUUACCUCCUCACCCGAAUUAUCCCUCGUGCCUGCUCUUUUACUGCUGCCUGCGCGAGUCCCUCUCGGGCUCUAGUUGUACAAGGGCUGUGCACUGCUGUACACGUAUACUGUCUCUAGUAUUUUGAGGUCUGUUCUUAUAGUACAUCAUGGAUAUUUUCUAUUGGAUAUCAAAUAAGAAUAAUAUACAUUGGAUUAAUCCUGCUGGAGGAUAUUGUCCUUUAGUCUCCGUUAUAGAAGUCCAUGUGUGACUCUGUGAGGCUCACGCCACGUCCCUACUAGUGUAUUGACGGGAUUGCUUCACAGGUCAAGUUCGUUCAGAGCAGCUCUAAUGAUUGGAUCCAGACUGUUGCCAAAGCCAAUGGAUUCUCUUACAACCGUGUCAUGAUCGCUAUGGAUAGCAACGAUCACAAUGCUUCACAGAUUGGGAAGGUACAACAUAGUUUCACACGACUACUUCCUUGUUUUAGAUCACACGACUGUUUGUAGAAGAUGAAUGUUGCUCUUGGUCGCUUCGAUAGUUGUGAAAAGAAGUUUUUCAUUCGCUUCUGUUUGUAGAAGUUAGGGCUCUACUUUUUUUUGGAGUUAUUUUCUAUCUUCUCUGUCUAUUCUACAAGAUCAAAAUCUGGGGUUUUUAGAUGUGGACUUGAAGCUCUUUUUACAUUCAUUCUAUCAACAACGCAUCUACAGAAAUUCUCGCACCACACGGGACAGAGGAAGCAGUUGAAGAUGCAGAUCCGCUUUCCUGAGCACGCGAAGACGUGUUGUUACGAAUCGGGCCAGACCCUGGGUGGCGGGUCUGGGGACUACAUUGCCGAUACGGAGGAUGAUGGGCACGAGGGGAAGAUUAUUCCCGGCUCGGACAGAGGUCCCCACCAAUUUUUGCGCUCAGAUCACUUGCCAACCAUGAAAGAAGUGACCUUUAAGGGCAUGCAGAAUGAUCGUUAGACAAGUAUUAUUAAUAGAUACUGUCUCAACUGUAGUAUAAUAUUAAUGCUAAUACUGAGGUUUUGCCAAGUACCAACUCUGCGCCUUGGAGGCGCUCCGGACAUUGAGGUAGUCCUUGGGCUGGUUCUAUUAUCUCGCGCCUGAUGGCGCGCGGAGUAUUGUAGUGAACAGCCCGCACCACCCCGGGUUCGCCUCGCCCCCGCUAUUAUUAUUAGUACUGUACUUGUUGAGGGGUUGAUACGGUAUUAAUGGCGCAAAUGAAGAAAGAGAAUGGCGCAUCUUGAUCUGCCGCAAUGUUAUAGAUACUAUCAGGCAAGAAGAAAAGCCACUUAUUUAUAUAUUAUCGAAGACAAUGGUGCAAAUGCAUAACCAGAUCAUGCAGAUCAAGUACAUGAUCAAUAUGAUGAAUGUUGACCAAUAUGCCUGUUGCAAGGACGAUGUCGUGAAUGAUGUGUACAACUACUAGCUUAAAUAAUUGCCUGCAAAAAAAAACUAUACCUAUGUUGGUGAUCAUCAUGAGACCUGCAAAAGAAAACUGUCGACCUGCAAAAGAAAGAAUCUGUCUUAGAAGUAAUGAAUGUCGUCGUUGUGUGAGAUCAGAAGAUGAAUGUCUUAUUACAAGAUGGAGCAAUUACAAGUUAAUGAAGAAAGC